CUACAUAUGCAGUCUACCGAGCCGGGCAAGCAGCUUGACGAAACGGAAUCAACAGCUCCCACCCCCAGAGCCUAGACCCUCUUCCAUCCACAAACAAUUAACACGCAGCCUUUGGUUACACACCUUCAACAUGAAGGGCCCAACCCCAGAACAGCACGACGGCUCCGGCCUGCGGAUCGGCAUUGUCCACGCCCGCUGGAACGCCGAGAUCAUCGACCCCCUCCUGGAGGGCACCAAGGCGAAGCUGCUGGCCUGCGGCGUGCAGGAGAGCAACAUCAUCGUCGAGUCCGUCCCGGGGUCCUGGGAGCUGCCAAUUGGCGUCCAGCGGAUGUACGCCGCCUCCCAGAUCCAAUCCUCCUCCUCGUCAACCGCCAGCGCCGGCGACCUCCUCGGCGGGUCCACGACGGACCUCGCCUCCCUGUCCUCGACGGGCGCAGGCAAGGGCGCCACGCUGUCGACGGCCUUCGACGCCAUCAUCGCCAUUGGCGUCCUGAUCAAGGGCGAGACCAUGCACUUCGAGUACAUCGCCGACUCCGUCUCGCACGGCCUGAUGCGCGUCGGGCUUGACACGGGCGUCCCCGUCAUUUUCGGCGUGUUGACCGUCCUCAGCGAGGACCAGGCAAAGGCCCGCGCCGGCAUCGCCAGCGGCAGCCACAACCACGGUGAGGACUGGGGGCUCGCCGCCGUCGAGAUGGGCGGCAAGCGCAAGGGCUGGGCUAGCGGCAAGCUGUCGUCGUAGGGGCCGGAUGGGACAUGUGCGGAGGGAUAGGCGCCACCAGGUAGGAGCGUCGAGGGUGGGUUGAAUGAAGUCUAUCACGGAGAGGGCAACUACGGCAAACCGAUGGGGGGGGGGGGGGCAAAAUGCCUACACAAACCUUGCACCUGCAAUCUACGGUGGCGGUUCAGCCGUAGGCGCGGCGAUCGGUAGCAUCAUCCGCUUCCUGAAGCUUGCCCAGCAGAGGGAGGCAUGCUUGUCGGGAAAUGGACAUGCGCCAGCCGGAAACUACCUAGGUACCUAGGUCUGAUCUUGCAAGCCAUUGGAUAGGCUGCGAGAGAUAUCAGCAUGCACCUGCCAUACCUUCUAGGAUGUAAUGAUUCGAUCAAGAUGAAUAGACUGAAUGAUUCACCCU
Molecule: messenger RNA, 1130 nt
Organism: Diaporthe batatas
Lineage: Eukaryota; Fungi; Ascomycota; Sordariomycetes; Diaporthales; Diaporthaceae
Product: lumazine synthase RIB4
Exons: 2
Coding region: 131-739 (202 amino acids)
Biological process (GO): riboflavin biosynthetic process
Cellular component (GO): riboflavin synthase complex; intracellular anatomical structure; mitochondrial intermembrane space
Molecular function (GO): 6,7-dimethyl-8-ribityllumazine synthase activity
Source: RefSeq, a predicted model, not a curated record